AUGGCCCGGCAAUUCACCAUUUUCUCGCGCUUACCGUCAGAACUGCAAUCCCACAUAUGGUACUGGGCGAUUCCUCGUCUUGAGAAACGCCAGAUACGCAUGGCAAUUCACUACAAAGCCUCGGUGACCAGGCACAGCUGCUACGUCCAGACGGGACGGUUCUGCGGCCGUCACGGAACCUGCGAAAGGUCAGUCGAGGACACCCCGUGGAAGCCAGCCGUCUGCAUGACGGACGGCUACUUCGCCCUCACGCCAGACUUCCCCGAGGUGAGCGUCGCUUUCCGGGCGCUGCUGCUCAACCUCCAGCUGGCCUGCCGCGACGCCUGCAAGGUCUUCCGCAAGCAAUAUUCCGCCGCCAUGAGAGUAUACGAGGAGAAAUGGCGUCCUGGUGUUCGUUUUCGUAUCCUGCGCUGCGACCCCGCAAAUGACGUCCUCGUCGUCAUGAAUGCAAAUUCCGAGCUCGACACUCACGUCCCACCCGGCGAGGAGCAGCACGUCCCUUCCAAUAUCUCGACCCUCGAAACACAAGAGAGAAACUUUCCGCAGGAUCGCGAGCAGUUCGAAAACUUUCGACGAGUGCUCUCGUCCUUCAAGAACGCUGCGUUUCGGUACGUAGACGAGCACCUGCUCAGGACCUUGUCCUUCGACCCUCCACCCCCGGGAGGAUCCCUAUCCCCGGUGCCAAGCCACGACCUUGAGAUCCUCUCGCUCUACAUGGAGUCGAGGGAGAACUUCUACCUGUGGGUGGACCCGGAUUCGUUCCCAGAAGUUCUGAUCCAUGGCCGGCAGAGAAUAGAAGACCUUGCCAUGUUCCGCGAUCAGGAGUCUGGGAACGCCGUGGUCAUGUAUCAUGACGCCAUGGCUGUGUUGAAUUCUUACAUGGCGAGUGCGAAGGCCGCGAGACGCCAGUAUAUUGCGACCGCUGAUCACUGGAUGCCAAUGCCACGGGACAUAGAGAAGGUCGGAUGCUACAUUCCAGCCUCGUGGGUUGGGUUGUUGAUUGUUUUCGAAUCCGAAUAA
Molecule: messenger RNA, 1020 nt
Organism: Clonostachys byssicola
Lineage: Eukaryota; Fungi; Ascomycota; Sordariomycetes; Hypocreales; Bionectriaceae
Source: the annotation of a GenBank genome assembly